AUGGUCCUCAGUCAUAUUUUUGAGCUGCUGUUGUCUUCUUGCUCCCAGAUCAGAAAGCUCGGUGUCAAGCUAUUUCCCUCUCAAAAUGAAGUACAUGGUAGAAAUCCGAAUGUCGUGGAAUGGGCCUUUUCUGGAAACUACGAUCCUGAUACGGUGGUUCUAAUCGAUGCGUCCAACACUGAGCGUACUCUCUCAAAGAGAGAAGUCGUUCAAUUAGUUACCAGGCUUGCUGGAGCAUUCAAACCUGGAAGUGUUGUUUGCCUCCAUUUGCCUAACGAUAUACUCUACCCUGUUCUCGUUCUUGCUAUUCUCGCCUCAGGAUGCCAAUGGACUGGUCCGAAUACAUCAUACAAGCAAUACGAACUCGACCAUCAUCUGCGAUAUUCGCUAGCCACCUACGUCGUCACAUCUGCUGAGCACCUUGAUUCCAUGGAAACGGUCACGGCGAAUUUGGAUGCAGAUGUGGAGAUUAUUCUCUUCAGCGAUAUCCUCAAACCUUUCAUUGAACCGAAGCAUCCGAAUCUGGGAUACCGGACCUUGCACGAUCUUGCAAAGCUCCAUAUUCCGCUCAACACGCUGACGCCCUUGAGCCAGCGUUUGGAACGCGUCCAUCCACAGGCACCGGCAACACUCAUGUCGACAUCAGGGACUACAGGGUUCCCCAAAAUGGCAGAUCGCAGCCACGAGGCUCUCGUGACAGAAUCAGCAUCGGACGAGCAAUACGACGCUAAUCAGAGCUAUGCUAUCCGUCGUCUUUUCUGCACCCCAAUCUUUCAUUCAUACUCUUUCCCCAAGAUGAUCAUCAAUCCCCUUCGACAGGGAUAUCCUACAUAUUUCAUGACGCGCUUUGAUGAUAGCUUUGCGCAAAGGAUUGCCGACUUCAACAUCACGGACAUCAUCACUGUGCCGCCCAUUCUUUCUCGGUUGGCUGCGCGGGUCCAAGAGGGCGAGCUGGAUCGGGCGGCCCUGACCAGCCUCCGAACCGUCCUUUGCGCCGGCGCCCCGUUGACCAAGGAGCUACGCGAGGAAUUUUUAGACGUACUACAUAAAGAAGCGGUCCUCGUUCAGGAGUGGGGAAUGACGGAGUGCGGAUGCAUCACAAGGAUGCACUGGUCACAAGACCAGACCGACACCUAUGGCUCCGUGGGACAGGUUGUCGGAGGCUACCAGGUAACCAUGGACAAAGUCUCGCAGUUCCAGCUAGCCGAUGGCAGAGUAGUCGCCGAGCUCCUAGCCAGAGGUCCUCAGAUGAUGACGGGCUACUUCAACAAUGCAGAUGCCACGGCGCAGGCGUUUGCUCCGGGUUCCUGGUACCGGACUGGUGACGUCGGGUACCUUGAGAACCAGGCCGACGGCACAGCUUUUGUUUACAUUAUGGACAGGGUCAAGGACAUUAUCAAGACAAAUGGCUGGCAGGUUUCGCCGGCUGAGCUGGAGGCGGUGGCGAAGCGGUGCCCCGGGAUCACGGACGCGUGCGCGGUGUCGGUUGGGUAUGGCGUCGAUGAGCGUCCUCGCAUUUUUACUGUUCGCGUGAACAAAGAUGUCAGUGAGAAGGAUCUCAUAGAUUAUCUGGGAUUGCAUCUUUCCAGACACAAGAUUGCCAGGUGUGAGGUGCGUUUCAUUGAUAGUCUGCCUCGAGCGCCAAGUGGCAAGGUUCUCAGGAGGAUGUUGCGUGUUGAGAUGGAGAAAGAAGGGUCGGACGAUUAA
Messenger RNA from Akanthomyces muscarius, 1707 nucleotides. RefSeq lists its product as uncharacterized. Lineage: Eukaryota; Fungi; Ascomycota; Sordariomycetes; Hypocreales; Cordycipitaceae. Bases 1 to 1707 code for a protein of 568 amino acids. The transcript is spliced from 3 exons. Gene Ontology annotation, molecular function: CoA-ligase activity. Gene Ontology annotation, biological process: secondary metabolic process. The record is from RefSeq and is a predicted model, not a curated record.